This is a messenger RNA of Ylistrum balloti, 1227 nucleotides long. RefSeq names its product NAD-dependent protein deacetylase sirtuin-2-like. Gene Ontology annotation, molecular function: NAD+ binding. Lineage: Eukaryota; Metazoa; Mollusca; Bivalvia; Pectinida; Pectinidae. Bases 1 to 1227 code for a protein of 408 amino acids. The record is from RefSeq and is a predicted model, not a curated record. The transcript is spliced from 16 exons.
AUGACAUCAGAACAGACAGAUGGUGAUGGAUCAACAACCAAGCCUGAUAUGAAAUGGUAUUUUGAUAGGAAAACUAAGCAGAUUGUUUUUGGUGACGUAUCGGCGAUUGAACCAGAUUCAGAAGAGAUGAAGGGUCCAGAUAGCUUGUUGUAUGAGGUGAAGAAGAAACUAGAUUUAGGACCUCCCCCUGUACAGCUUUUGGACACACUUGACAUAGAUGGUGUAGUCAACUUUAUCAGAAAUGGCAAUUGUAAAAACAUCAUCACCAUGGUGGGAGCUGGUAUUUCUACAUCGGCAGGUAUCCCAGACUUUAGAUCCCCAGUCACUGGGUUGUAUGAUAAUCUACAGAAAUAUGAUGUUCCUUAUCCCGAGGCCAUGUUUGAUCUUGAGUUCUUCCAGAAAAAUCCAGAGCCGUUCUUUUCCUUAGCUAAAGAUUUAUGGCCAGGUAUAUACAAGCCAACCCCUUGUCACUACUUUAUCAAACUGCUGCACAGCAAAGGUCUUCUGUUGAGACACUAUACACAGAACAUUGACACACUUGAAAUACAAUCUGGAUUAGACCCAGAAAAAUUGAUAGAGGCCCAUGGAAGUUUUCGUACAUCAAAAUGUCUGACCUGCAAGAAAGAAUAUAGCAAAGAGUUUAUGGAAGAUAAAGUGAUGGCCGGAGUAAUACCUGUCUGUGACAUUCCAGAAUGCAAUGGAAUCAUCAAACCAGACAUUGUAUUUUUUGGUGACACAUUGCCGAAAAGAUUUGCUGAAUGUGUUGAAGAGGAUUUUCAGAAAUGUGACCUGCUGAUAAUCAUGGGAACGUCACUAGUAGUACAGCCAUUUGCUUCGUUAAGUUACAGAGUCCCUGCAAACACGCCAAGGCUAUACAUCAACUUAGUAAAGACUGGAACAGAAGGUGCCAGUAUUUUCAUCUUCUUUACUGGUGCUUUCAAAUUUGAUGAAAAGGACAAUUAUAGAGAUGUGUUUUGGCAAGGGACAUGCGAUGAUGGAUGUUUCACACUUGCAGAAAAAUUGGGCUGGAAGGACGAACUGUCAAUGAUGAUCAAGAAAGAGCACACAAAGAUCAACAAGGAAAUGGCGUUGUUGAAAUCAAAGUCCAAACACUUGAGAGGAAAAAGCACCGAGCCAAGAACAGGAAACCCAGGAAAAGCAAGAGGGCACACUGGUUCUAAAGCUUCCAUACCAAAUUAUUCUAUGAAAGGAAAAUCAAGUCGUUGA